This is a messenger RNA of Pyrus x bretschneideri (Chinese white pear), 1810 nucleotides long. RefSeq names its product magnesium transporter MRS2-5. NCBI's taxonomy places the organism in Eukaryota, Viridiplantae, Streptophyta, Magnoliopsida, Rosales, Rosaceae. Gene Ontology annotation, biological process: magnesium ion transport. The record is from RefSeq and is a predicted model, not a curated record. Gene Ontology annotation, molecular function: magnesium ion transmembrane transporter activity. The transcript has 7 exons. The coding region runs from base 397 to 1662 and encodes 421 amino acids.
AAAAAAAAAAAAAAUUAAAAGUAAACGGGGGCGGGUACGGAAGUUGGAUGCUAUCUCGGCUUUCCCGGAGUACUGUCAUCGGCCUCCUCUGUUCACUGAGACCAGGAAGCACAUCCUUCGCUUCUCUCAAUCUUGAGCUACUGAACACUUCCAAUCCCAGGUCGGAAUCCCGAGCUCUUUCCUCUAGAUUCGACUUUAGACAUGUGCCAAGAACAUGAAUGUGCAUAGAUAUGGUGGUUGCGCUUUCAUACAUAGAAAUCCGCUUAUAACUAGGUUGCUCAGACAUGAAUGUGGUUGCUUUGGCUUGCAUUUUAGUACCGAUUGAUAUGCACCAACGUGGAAGUUGCCUUCUUCCAGAUUUUGGAUUAGAACCCAAAGCAGGGUGAAUAAAAUCUGAUGGAAAGAUUGCGAUCUCGAACCCCUUUACUUCCUUCUGAUCUUCCAGAAUCCACCUCCUCUAACAAUACUGAAAGCGCUCAGUUAAAUGCACAUGGAGUUCGUGGGCUGUCUGGUAUUCAGGGACUGAAGAAGAGAGGUCACGGAAGUCGUUCUUGGAUAAAGAUUGAUCCGCUUGGGAAUAUAAGUAUUUUGGAGCUUGACAAGGCUACUAUAAUGAGACAUUGUUCGUUGCCUGGAAGAGAUCUCCGACUUUUGGAUCCUUUGUUCAUAUACCCUUCUACAAUAUUAGGAAGGGAGAGAGCUAUUGUUGUUAGUCUUGAACAGAUCAGGUGUAUAAUCACCGCUGACGAGGUUAUCCUGAUGAAUUCCCUGGAUGGAUGUGUUGUUCAGUACAAGUCUGAAUUGUGCAAACGCCUAGAGUCAAACAAAGAUCAAUCUGAUGACUUGCCUUUCGAGUUUAGAGCAUUGGAGCUGGCUCUGGAACUAACCUGCAUGUCUCUAGAUGCUCAGGUAAAGGAACUGCAAAUGGACAUAUACCCUGUGCUGGAUGAACUAGCAUCAUCAAUAAACACUGUCAAUCUGGAGCGUGUGCGUAGACUCAAAGGUCACCUUCUUGCAUUGACUCAACGAGUUCAAAAGGUCCGUGACGAAAUAGAACAUCUCAUGGAUGAUGACGGUGACAUGGCUGAGAUGUACCUUACUGAGAAGAAACAAAGGUCAGAGGGUUAUCCCUUAAGUGACCUUUGUUUUCAAACUAACACAUCAGGCGAGGAAACAAUUGUUUCAAAAUCUGCUCCUGUUUCUCCAGUGGGGUCACUCAGUGGAGCACAUCAAUUGCAAAGGGCUUUUACCAGUUUUGUGAGUUCAAGCAGGAAUGGAAGCUUAUUGAGUUCAUCUAAUUUCGGAGAAAACAUUGAUAAACUGGAAAUGCUGCUUGAAGCAUACUUUGUUGGCAUCGACCAUACUCUCAACAAGUUGUUAUCGCUGAAAGAAUACAUAGAUGAUACCGAAGACUUGAUUAACUUUAAACUGGGCAAUGUUCAGAACCAUCUGAUACAGUUUGAGUUGCUCCUUACAGCGGCUACCUUCUUGGCUACUGUUUUUGCCGCUGUUACAGCAGUAUUUGGAAUGAAUUUACCCUCCGCUGUUUUCGAUAGUCCAUCUACAUUCAAUUGGGUUUUGGUUUUCAGUGGUGUUGCCUGUGGGUUCCUGUACUUCUCUUUUCUGAUUUAUUUUAGGUAUAAAAGGAUCUUUCCCUUGUAAAGUAUGAAAUUGACGAUUCACAUUCUAAUGGUGAAACUGAAUGUUGUUUAUCAGGGAGAAGAAAAAUCCAAUUGAUUUUACUUGUAUUGAUUGUAAUGAACCUGUUAUAUCACGCUAAAAUAGUGUCAUCAACGAACAAUUAAGCGCA